Molecule: messenger RNA, 1044 nt
Organism: Centruroides sculpturatus (bark scorpion)
Lineage: Eukaryota; Metazoa; Arthropoda; Arachnida; Scorpiones; Buthidae
Product: S-formylglutathione hydrolase-like
Exons: 8
Coding region: 118-972 (284 amino acids)
Biological process (GO): formaldehyde catabolic process
Cellular component (GO): cytosol
Molecular function (GO): S-formylglutathione hydrolase activity
Source: RefSeq, a predicted model, not a curated record
CAAUUGCUAAAAACACGAGGAUAUCAAUUAUCACAUUGCAUAGACUCUCUCCAGACAGAAGUUUUCUGAUUAUUUGUAGAUAACGACACGUUUGUUAAAUUUUUCAAAAACUGGAAAAUGUUGCCAGAAAUAAGUAGAAUAUCAAGUUUUCGGUGUUUUGGAGGUUAUCAAAGAAUUUACUCUCAUUUUAGUGAAAUAUUAAAAUGUAAAAUGAAUUUUUCUAUAUAUAUUCCUCCACAAGCAGAAGAUAACAAGGUUCCUGUCUUAUAUUGGUUAUCAGGCUUAACAUGCACAGAACAAAAUUUUAUACAGAAAGCUGGAGCACAGCGUUAUGCUGCAGAACAUGGAGUGAUUAUUGUUGGACCAGAUACAAGCCCUCGAGGUUGUAAUAUUGAAGGAGAAGAUGAUUCCUGGGAUUUAGGAACAGGUGCUGGUUUUUAUAUAAAUGCUACUGAAGAUAAAUGGAAAAAUCAUUAUAAGAUGUAUUCCUAUGUGACAGAAGAAUUACCAGAUAUUAUUAUAAAAAAUUUUCCUGUUGUUCAAGAUAAACAGUCAAUAUUUGGUCAUAGCAUGGGUGGACAUGGUGCACUUAUAUGUGCAUUGAAAAAUCCUGGAAAAUAUUGCAGUGUUUCUGCUUUGGCUCCUAUUUGUAAUCCUGUGGAAGCAGAUUGGGGUAAAAAGGCUUUCACUGCAUAUCUCGGUGAAAAUACAGAAUCAUGGAAAAAUUGGGAUGCUACUCAUUUGGUGAAAAAAUAUAAUGGACCUCCACUUACUAUAUUAAUUGAUCAGGGCAGUGAAGAUGAAUUUUUAAAUCUGAAACAACUGUUACCUGAAAACUUUGUUAAGGCUUGUUCAGAAAGUAAAAUGCCUGUAAUAUUAAGAAUGCAAGAGGGUUAUGAUCAUAGUUACUAUUUCAUUUCAUCUUUUAUCAGUGAUCAUAUUGCACACCACAUGCAGUUUUUGAAGAAAUAACUCACAAAAAAGUGAGUUUUUGUCAAGUUCAUUCAUUAAUAUUUUAAUAUCAAGUAAAAAAUAAAAAAAUUA